This is a messenger RNA of Xiphophorus maculatus (southern platyfish), 1613 nucleotides long. RefSeq names its product disabled homolog 2-like. Lineage: Eukaryota; Metazoa; Chordata; Actinopteri; Cyprinodontiformes; Poeciliidae. Bases 67 to 1221 code for a protein of 384 amino acids. The record is from RefSeq and is a predicted model, not a curated record. The transcript is spliced from 10 exons.
GCCUGACCUUUGACCCCCCAGCGGCUUUGUCAGUGGGACAGGCCAAGCAGCUGGGUCAAAGUGAAGAUGGAUUCCCUGCAGGAAAAACAUCUGAAAGCUUCCAGGCUUUUGCAGAAUCUUAAAGAAACAAACAUUGUGAUCGACACGGUGCAAACGGCCGGGGGCUUUCUCGCACUGGGCCAAGAGGCUGUCAGAAGCUUGCCACCAUACUUGACAAGAGGACCGGUUUUGGACCCCAUGGCCCGGUACGAAGGGGACGGGGUCCGUUACAAGGCCAAGCUGAUCGGCGUGGACCCGCUGCCGGACCCACAGGGAGAGAAGAUGCUGCUGGACUCCAUGAUGAAACUGAAGGGAUUUGAAGUUUCAGCGAGGAAACGGGGACAACACAAAAUGAGGAUCUGGCUGAAAAUUUCCUCCAGUGGCCUAAAGAUUUUGGAUGAGCGAACCGGGAUUGUUCUCCAUGACCACGACAGAUCCAGGAUCAGCUCGGUGACCAAAGACAAGUCGGACCCGCGAGCGCUGGCCUACAUCUACAGACAUGAAGACGCGUACAUCCUGUUCUACAUCAAGGCGGGACACCAGGCGGAUCCAAUAAUUUUGGACAUCAUGGAGGUUUGUCAGCGUGUGGAGCAACAGGAAACUUCUCAGCAACACCAGCCUACGGCAAGCCAAAAUAUCUCUUUAGUGAUGCUGACUGACAAUCCGGCUUCUCCAGCAACGCCUUUUUUGUUUCAGGGAGCAGCUGUGGAGAAUAUGUUUAGUCCUCCACCUGCAUCAUCAUCAGGACAAAUAAAUCAGCAGACGUCUCCUAGUAAUGAACUGUUGGAGAUAUUUUCUCCGCCACUGACAGAUCCUCUGACUCCCAAUAACAUCCCACCUGUCAGCCAGCCAGAGUCUCCACAUCCCAUCCUGUCCACCGCUCAGCUGCUCUCCAUGUUCCCCACCCAGCCACCAGGGGGCUCUCCAUACAUCUCCCCACCAGUGUCUCCCAGUUCAAUGCCCUGGAAUCAGCAGGGGCUUACUGGAAACCAGUGGCCCUUGUUCCCAGCCGGGCCACCGGCGGCGGUUACAGCGCCCCCUGCUGCUGUCCUGCCUCCACCCGGAUUCAUGAUGACGGUGAACCCAGCCAUGCCGCCGCUAGUUGACGUAUACCAGAACGCCUCACACCCCGCGUACCCGCCGGGCUGCGCUCCUGCACCGGACAACAACCCGCUGCUCUGAACCGGCAGGACGGGAACGGUUGGCCGACCCAAUUUAUGUCCCCAAAUAUUUAGUUUGAUUAAUAAAUGUUGACGAGGAUUCAACACUUUAAUGAACUAUUUGCUAAAUUAACACUUUCCAUCUGGAAAACACAAUUCUUUAUAAAUAAAAGUUAACUAAAAGUUAUCAUAAAAUUAUUAAUCUGUGAUACAAAGAGAUCAUUUAAUGCAGACCACAUUUAGUAUUCUGCUUAUUUUCUGUUUUUGCUGAUUUUAAAACUCUUAAUCACUGAUAUGAUGAUUUGUUAAUUCGGGAUCAGAAAAUUUUCUGUUUUGUGUUUUUAAGGAGUUUUCUGCUGCACAAACUUUAAACUAAAUUAGAUCUUUUAUUGAAUUAAAUGACGCCUGAGAAAA